Octopus sinensis (East Asian common octopus) is the source of this 3192-nucleotide messenger RNA. RefSeq lists its product as uncharacterized. Gene Ontology annotation, cellular component: membrane. The record is from RefSeq and is a predicted model, not a curated record. The transcript is spliced from 31 exons. Gene Ontology annotation, molecular function: protein binding; G protein-coupled receptor activity. Lineage: Eukaryota; Metazoa; Mollusca; Cephalopoda; Octopoda; Octopodidae. Bases 134 to 2638 code for a protein of 834 amino acids.
CCUUUUAACUGUUGGCAGUGUCACAUUUUCCUCGUUGUUUGAACAAAGCGGACGCUGAAUUUUUCUUAUAUAGAAAGACUUCAACCCGAACCAGGACAUAAUCUUCGAAUUUGAUAAAUCUACGCCUGGCAAUAUGUUUCACCACGUAGUAUCAUAUAGACGGUCUCUUGUGUUUAUACUGUGUACGAUAUUGUUUUUGGAGACUCAAGCUGAUUCAGAUAUAUGCAACACAUGUUAUUGCAAUUCAUUUACAACGAUAAUAAAUUGUAUAAAUCGCAAUUUACUAUCAAUUCCACAGCCAAUUCCGACGAAUGUUGAAUAUUUAUAUCUUGGUUACAACAACAUAGCAACCAUCAAAGAAGGAGCAUUCACGGGGCUUUCAAAUUUAAAAGAAUUAUAUCUUGACAACAAUAAAAUUUCAAGGAUUGAAAAAGAGAUGUUUCGAGGCCUUCACAACUUAGAGAAAUUAAAUCUUGGUGCCAACAACAUUUUCACAUCAAAAGAAGGAGCAUUCACGGGGCUUUCAAAUUUAAAAUACUUAUAUCUUGGUUCCAACAACAUAGCAACCAUCAAAGAAGGAGCAUUCACGGGGCUUUCAAAUUUAAAAGAAUUAUAUCUUCGUUACAACAACAUAGCAACCAUCAAAGAAGGAGCAUUCACGGGGCUUUCAAAUUUAAACUACUUAUAUCUUCGUUACAACAACAUAGCAACCAUCAAAGAAGGAGCAUUCACGGGGCUUUCAAAUUUAAACUACUUAUCUCUUUACAGAAAUAAAAUUUUAAGGAUUGAAAAAGAGAUGUUUCAAGGCCUUCACAACUUAGAGAAAUUAGAUCUUGGAGGGAACAGCAUUGCAACCAUCAAAGAAGGUACAUUCACGGGGAUUUCAAAUUUCAAAGAACUAUCUCUUUACAACAAUAAAAUUUCAAGGAUUGAAAAAGAGAUGUUUCAAGGCCUUCACAACUUAGAGAAAUUAUAUUUGCAUAACAACCCAAUAGAAAAAUAUGAAGAUGGCGCUUUCUUAUUCCUUCCCAGCAUAGCUACAAUUAACCUCGGAAACAAUAACCUUAAGAGGUGUGGAUGUCACUUGCCAGCCUUCGUUAAGUAUAUUAAAGAAGUCUAUAACAGAACUGUUGCUGUUUUUGGCACGUGUCAGGAAGGCUCAGGGAAACGAAUACCUAUACUGGAUUAUUCGCAAUGUCAAAAUUACUCGUUAUUUCAACGGAAUUUACAGUGUCAAACAAGUUCAGGAAUCAUAUGCAAUGAAGUGACAAGCUGUCCAGGAACAGAGCCUGUAUGCCGAUUCGCAAUAUCAAUGAACGGUGCUAAACUGAAGACUGAAAGGUCCUGCAGCACAUACAGAAAAUGUGUUGAAGCUAUGAGAAACAAUACCCUUACAUGCAAUAAACGGACGAAUGGCACGUCUUGUACUGGUUGUUGCGUCGGACACUUAUGUAACAAGAAUGAUUUCAUUGAUUACUCGUUAUUUCAACGGAAUUUACAGUGUCAAACAUGUUCAGGAAUCAUAUGCAAUGAAGUGACAAGCUGUCCAGGAACAGAGCCUGUAUGCCGAUUCGCAAUAUCAAUGAACGGUGCUAAACUGAAGACUGAAAGGUCCUGCAGCACAUACAGAAAAUGUGUUGAAGCUAUGAGAAACAAUACCCUUACAUGCAAUAAACGGACGAAUGGCACGUCUUGUACUGGUUGUUGCGUCGGACACUUAUGUAACAAGAAUGAUUUCAUUGGCUGGACCAAAUCCCUCGUAUUUCGUUUUAUUUUUAAAAAGUUCAACGAAUAUAAAAUCCCCGCUGAGAACAUAUCAAGAGCCAUUGAGCAUGACCUUUCAACCGUGACGGGAACAUUUAGAGUUGAAGACUGUGGCUCAAACAGAAAUAAAAUAUUUGCUAUUUACUGUACAGUAUUUAGCGAAAUGACUGAAAGUCAACUGUGGCACAAUAUCUCCGAAACUUUGAACAAAUCCCAGGCAUUUCUUAAUUUAGGAGUUAAGAAAAGCCAGAUGAAAUUUCUUGAUGAAAUGGUUUGUGAUGAAAGCACAACAUCAACUAACAAUCGAGCUUUCUCUUGGCCAAUGACAAAAAUAGGAACUACUGCGGAGAUCCCGUGUAAUGGAAAUGUAGCCACCAGGCAUUGUUCUUCCAGAACGAUGGGGCAUCCAGAAAUGGCAUCAAGUCAAAACCUGUCAUCACAAAAGUGUUCACCGUUUACUGGUAUCUGGCAAGAACCAGACAUGUCUCAAUGUUACAAUGCAGAACAGAGCAAAGGCAUUGAUGAUGGCUGGACCAAAUCCUUCGCAUUUCGUUUGAUUUUAAAAUCUUUCAACGAAUAUAAAAAACCUGCUGAGAACAUAUCAAAAGUCAUGGAGCAUGAGUUUUUAACCGUGACUGGAAAAUUCAGAGUUGAAUAUCCUAGCUCAAACAGAAAUAAAAUAUUUGCUAUUUACUGUACGGUAUUUAGCGAAAUGACUGAAAGUCAACUGCGGCACAAUAUCUCCGAAACUUUGAACAAAUCCCAGGCAUUUCUUAAUUUAGGAGUUAAGAAAAGCCACAUGAAUUUCUUGAUGAAAUGGUUUGUGAUGAAAGCACAACAUCAACUAACAAUCGAGCUUUCUCUUGGCCAAUGACAAAAAUAGGAACUACUGCGGAGAUCCCGUGUCAUGGAAAUGUAGCCACCAGGCAUUGUUCUUCCAGAACGAUGGGGCAUCCAGAAAUGGCAUCAAGUCAAACCUGUCAUCACAAAAGUGUUCACCGUUUACUGGUAUCUGGCAAGAACCAGACAUGUCUCAAUGUUACAAUGCAGAACAGAGCAAAGGCAUUGAUGAUGGCUGGACCAAAUCCUUCGCAUUUCGUUUGAUUUUAAAAUCUUUCAACGAAUAUAAAAAACCUGCUGAGAACAUAUCAAGAGCCAUGGAGCAUGAGUUUUUAACCGUGACUGGAAAAUUCCGAGUUGAAUAUCCUGGUGUUCAAAGUCAACAGCGGCGCAAUAUCUCCCAAGUUUUGAACAAAUUCCAGGCAUUGCUCAACAUGAAUUUGCUUGAUGAAAGUUCAAGUACUGGUAAUGGAACAGAGGAUAGAACAGCAGAAACAAACUUUUGAGUAAAAAUCGAAAAAGAGCCUCCAAGAAUCGUCUUUGAUGAUAUUUUAUGCUAUAAAACGAUAUUUUCUCCAUAUAUAAUAU